Aspergillus heteromorphus CBS 117.55 is the source of this 1307-nucleotide messenger RNA. RefSeq lists its product as uncharacterized. Bases 179 to 1108 code for a protein of 309 amino acids. The record is from RefSeq and is a predicted model, not a curated record. NCBI's taxonomy places the organism in Eukaryota, Fungi, Ascomycota, Eurotiomycetes, Eurotiales, Aspergillaceae. The transcript is spliced from 4 exons.
CAACCAACCUAGCUCAUUUUCAGACGCUGCAUCAUCAUCAUCAUCAUCACGCACUUAUUUAGUCGAGUGUCCUUGUCUCGAGCUCCUGUAUACUAACUACGUCUUGUAACAACGCCACGAUGAUAUCGGCUUUCUAUUUUCGAUUUGAUCCCCCCCCCCCGGGGCGGCCGGCGGUAGUAUGUCGGUCACGAUUCGCUCCGAGAUUGUGGAUCUUGAGCUGUUGGUUCCAAGGACUGUGGAGUCCGAACGCGAAGACGCCGAUGUAGCACGACUAGUCCCAUGGGUAUUCUGCCAAACCACUAUUGCAGAGGAAGGUUGCACACUGGACUGGCCGGCCUCGGAGCCGCGCUUCGAAUAUCUCCUUCACAAACUCAGCACCUACCGCACCGAGGUACCGGAAUCUGAAAGAGGGAUAUCGGGGGCCAUCCAGCCAAGUGCGACAAUCACAUUACCCAGGAAAAGCUGGAAGCUACCACGGCGAGAAUACUUCAAGGGCUUCAUCGGAUCCCAGAGGUCAAUCCUAUACACACUUCUGAAUGACGUUUACUCUGGACUUGACGGGGUCCGUGAGCAGGGUCCCCGGGUCAGGUUAGAACUUGGCUGGACAAAAAAGUAUAUCAUCGGUGGUAACCGAUUUGCCGCCCGAUCCGAGGGUGCUGCCGUCGUGAAAGUGCGAGAAAUGUCCGUGCCGAUUGUUUCCUUCACAGGGUGGUUCGAGGGCCAAACAUGGGACCAAUUCCUCAGUGAAACCCUGAGCAUAAUGCUCGGACAGUUGGCCAAAAACACCUCUAUAUUGCAAAGAGAGGGUCGGGGGCCCCAGGACCAGGAAACGUUUGUGAUCGGCUUUCACGUGCCUUGUUUUCAUGUCGCCUAUGGGCUUUUUCCGGCUGCUACUGUUGCUAGGGUGCAUCUGCAGGGUUUUUCGCUGGCUGAGGUGUUUGAUCUGAAAUUUAGUCGGGGGUAUGACUUGUGCUUGAAAGAUGACUGGAUGCAAGCUAUGCGGGUCUUGGCGCGGCUUUUUCGAUACCUUGUGAGUGGGAAGGCGAAGGUUGGUGCUCUACAGGCGUUGAGAGGGGGGUCUGAGACUGGGGGUAAUGGUUCUUUUUGAAAGUUUCAUGUACUGGAACUGGGAGCUGCCUCCUUUUGCUUUCGUGUUUUUGAUGAAUCGCUUGGGUUUUGGCGGAUUGCAAGCCGAUGACACCAUGCGGUUUGCUAGAGGUCGGUAUGGCUCAUAUAUUUGGAAUCAUCAAGCUACGCACAACCACCCUGUGCUGGAUCUUGAAGUUGGGACGUUGCCAUCUCUGUCA